This is a messenger RNA of Diplodia corticola, 1932 nucleotides long. RefSeq names its product m protein repeat protein. The transcript has 3 exons. Gene Ontology annotation, biological process: cytoskeleton-dependent intracellular transport; cytoplasmic microtubule organization. Gene Ontology annotation, cellular component: cytoplasm; centrosome. Gene Ontology annotation, molecular function: dynein light intermediate chain binding; microtubule binding. NCBI's taxonomy places the organism in Eukaryota, Fungi, Ascomycota, Dothideomycetes, Botryosphaeriales, Botryosphaeriaceae. The record is from RefSeq and is a predicted model, not a curated record. The coding region runs from base 1 to 1932 and encodes 643 amino acids.
AUGGCGGACGAAGAAAAAGAAAAGGCCGAAAAGCUCGCUGCGGCGAAGAAGCGCUUCGAGCAAUUGAAGAAGCAACAAAAAGGCAAGAAGGGCGGCGCGAAAAAGAAGGAAAAGGCCGAAGCCGCAGACUCCGAAGCUUCUGCAGCUGCCGCGGCUGCCGACAGCAAGGGAGACGAGACGCUCGACGAGCCCAAGGCCGACGCCGCCCCCGCCGCAGACGACGAGCAGCAACCUGCCGACGCGACCGCCGAAUCGCCCGCCGCCGAGGGCGAGGAGACGAAGGGAGAGGAGAAGCCGGAGGAGACGGAUACCAAGGAUGGAGGCGCCGAAGCUGGGGACGCCGACGCCGAGAAGCCCGCGGAAUCCGCUGCUGCCCCGACUCGGCCGGCGCAUGGGCGUCAGCCAUCCAUAUCUGUGCAGUCGAAGCUGCGGUCAGACUCAUUCCGGCGAAGUUCGUCAGCGGCAGCCAUGGGCUCGCCCUCGGCGUUGAAGUCGCCAGGCCUGCCGCUGAGUCCAGGCGACGAUGUGCAGGAUAUAUAUCGGAAGCAGGUGCUGCGGAUUGAGGAGCUGGAGAGGGAGAACAAGCGGCUGCAGACGGAGUCGCAGGAUGCCGAGACGCGGUGGAAGAAGACGGAGGACGAGCUCGAGGAGCUGCGGGAGGCCAACAAUGAGGUCGCGGAGCUGAAGGCAAAGGCGGACCAAGUCGAAGCGAAGUCCAAGGAGGUCGACACGUUGCGGACGGAAAUGACCAGUCUUCAACGCCAGAACGCACAGCUUCAAAAUCAAACCAAGCAGAACCGCCGCGUCUCGAGCGCCUCUCCCUCAAACGACGACCUCGCCUCGCAGCUCGCCUCCAAGUCCAGCACAAUCGAGUCCCUCGAACUCGAGGUCUCCAACCUGCACGCGCAGCUCACGCAAGCCUCAACCGCGGCCGCGAGCCAGGAAGACAAGAUCGCCUCGCUGCAGGACCAGCUCUCCAAGGCCGAGCAAGCCGCGUCCGCCUCGGCGCAGGAGCUCUCCGACCUCAAGACCAACCUCGAAAAGGCCAGCGAGAGCGCCGCCAAGGAGGGCGACUCGCGAUCGUCCGCCGAGACGCGCAUCGCGCAGCUCGAGGCCGAGCUGGCCGCGGCGCAGCGCGCCGCCGCCGACGCCGCCAAACGCGCCGAGACGCUCGAGAAGAAGGCCGAGACGCUCGCGACGCUGCACCGCGAGUCGGACGCGCGCAGCCAGGCCAAGCUGCGCGAGGCCGACAAGGUCGAGCGCGAGGCCCGCGAGCUGCGCGCCCGCGCCGCCGCCCUCGCCGCCGAAAACGCCCGCCUCCAGCAGCAGCAGCAGGACGCGGCGUCGCACGGCGCCGAGGACGGCCUCGACGAGCUCGAGGACGAGCAGCGCGCCCGGCUCCGCGCCCGCAUCCAGGCCCUCGAGGAGGAAAACACGGACCUCCGCCGCGGCAUCUGGCGCGACCACCGCGCCGCCAUGCAGCCCGGCAUGACGGACGACGCAUCCGGCCCCGGUCCCGGCAACGGCUUCGACGACGUCGACCUUUCCAGCGCCACCAGCCUCUCCCGCGGACCCAGCCAGUCCCACCGCCACGGCAGCACCGCCGGCACCUCUUCCCUCCAGGACGUCAUCAACAGCGGCAUCAGCGCCUUCACCGGCACCCCGCGCCGCAGCUCGUCCAACAACACCUCCCGCCCCCCGCCGCGCAAACAUAGCGCUGCCGCCGCCGCCGCCGGUGGUGUCGGCCUGCUCGAUGACGACGACGACGACUUCGCCUUCGACGAGGACGCGUUCCGCCUCGCGCAGGAGGAGGAGGCGCGGAAGCGCAUCGAGCGCGUCAAGGAGGUCAAGAGGGGCUUGGAGGGGUUUAGGGGGUGGAGGGUUGAUGUUGUGGAUAUGAGGGUGGGGAUGGGCGGGGUGGUGGAUUUGUAG